UGUGUUGAACACGUGUCGUUCGGCGAGUGGUUAACUCUUCUCCGGUUGAAAUCAAUCCAAAUCACAUCACUUUUUACCGGUUAUUAGUAUAUUAGUAAAGGUUAGUUUGGUAAUUAAACAAAACGUAAACCCUUAAUAAGUUAACCGACUAAAAUUUCCCGAUCCCAAUUCGUCGUUUUAAAAGCCCUAGCUUCUUCUUUUUUCGACGAUCAAAAGUUUCGAUUUUUCAGCAGCAAGAUGGUGAACAACGUUGUCUCUAUCGAAAAGAUGAAAGCACUCUGGCACUCCGAGGUUCAUGAUGAACAAAAAUGGGCGGUGAACAUGAAACUUCUGCGAGCACUUGGUAUGUUUGCAGGAGGAGUCGUCCUCAUGCGUAGCUAUGGGGAUCUCAUGGGAGUUUGAGAAGAAGAAUGGAGGAUCAUGGGAGUUUGAGAAGAAUGGAGGAGCCUCUCUUUAGUUUUCACUCUCUCAAACUCUUGUAUUUUCUUCUCUAGAAUUGGUGUGAACUCGUUUCUGAUUUGUGUCUUGGGAUGCUAUAAAAGAGUUAAUUUUCCAUUCACAACCGCUUCGUGAUUGCAUUUUAUCAUCGACAAUUUCAUUCAACCAGAGAUUGUUUUACAAACUUGGCUUGUCAUGAUCGACAAGCAAGUACAUUUUGUAAUUAACAAAGGAUCAAAAGACUAGAACAUAGCAAUACAAUCUGGAUCUGCAACUUCACUUCGUUCUAAAACUACACUGCCUUAUGAUAUCUGCG
Messenger RNA from Arabidopsis thaliana (thale cress), 754 nucleotides. It is a transcript of the gene TOM5, whose product is annotated as mitochondrial import receptor subunit TOM5-like protein. Bases 238 to 402 code for a protein of 54 amino acids. The transcript is spliced from 2 exons. The record is from RefSeq and is marked reviewed. Gene Ontology annotation, cellular component: mitochondrial outer membrane translocase complex; mitochondrial outer membrane. Lineage: Eukaryota; Viridiplantae; Streptophyta; Magnoliopsida; Brassicales; Brassicaceae.